ACUGACUGUAUUGAGCUGCCUGCUGCCCCCACACCUUGACCCUUCCCAUCAUCACAGCACAACCAGAAAAAUAAUAAAACACUUAAAAUUAAAAAUUAAAAAAAAAUUAUGAAAUUGCUGGAGCUAAAGCAAAAAGGAACCCUUCUUGAUCUUUUUUGCUCUUCAUCCCUUUUCCUUUUACAUUCCCAUUUCAAUCUUCCUCCAGAUCCAUUUCAGCCUCCGCAAUCUUCCUAUUUCCGCCCACAUUUUCGAAAACCCACUCCGAAUUUUCUGAAAAUUCCCCCGAUUUUGCUUCAAAAUCUCAUUUUUUUAGGGUUCAUAGUGUGAGCUGUUUAGAAACCCUAGGUUUUGUUUCAUUACUAUUUUUCGAGGAACCUAAAGUUAAGCUCCCUUUAUAUGAAAUUUUUCGCUUUUAUUCUCGAAUUUAGGUUCCUUUUUUCCCUCAAAUUAAUUUAGGGUUCUUCCCCUUCCCUUCUCCAGAGACCCUAUUUUUGAGCUUAGAGAGGAAAUUUGGGAGUAAAAAAGGCUCAAUUUUGAGAUGGCGACAAGGGGAAGCAGAUCGGAGAAAGUGAAGAGAAUCUUCCAGCAGUUCGACAUUAACCGAGAUGGCGGGUUGAAUAGGGAGGAGAUGGCAGCUCUUGUGGUGGCAGUAAACCCUCGGGUGAAGUUCAGCGACGAACAAAUUAAUGCUAUUCUGGACGAGGUUUUCCGGACAUACGGCGAGUUUAUCGAUGGCGAAAAGGGUCUUACGUAUGACGGGCUAUUGCGGACGUAUGACGACGGCGCCGGCGAUGUGGACCGGGAUUUUGAUGCAUUGGGCCUGGAGCUCAAGCCGGAAGCAGUUGGGCCUGGCGGGGCUUCCGAAGAAGUUGCUUCGACUUCUUCAAUUGCAGAAGAACGGGUUAUCGAACCCCACAAGAAGCUGAGGACGGCAGCUUGGGCAGCUUCUCCAAACCACGGCAUUGUGUUUGAUGACACGUGGAAGUUGGUGGAUGAUCUUGAUAGUUCAAUUGUGAAGUUAAGGACUAAAGGGAAAGAUGGGAAGCUGAAGAAUGAUAAUUCGGAUAUGUUUUCGGACCCGGGUUGGUCCAGAGAAUUGGGUCCCUCAACUGAUUCUUCUGAAAAAAAGGUGUUUUGGGAGGAGUCCAGUCAUGAUUAUGCAGUUUUCUUGAAGGAGCUGGGUGCGUUAAGGUCGAGGGCCGAUGGGGCAAGAUCGAGGGAGGAAGCAUUUGAUGGGCAUAUGGCCUUAGGAAGGGUUCUGUAUGAUUACCAUAUGUAUAAGGAGGCUCUUGUGUGUUUCAAGAGGGCUUGUGAGUUGCAACCCACUGAUGUGAGACCUCAUUUCAGGGCUGGAAAUUGUUUGUAUGUGCUUGCGAAGCAUGGCGAGGCAAAGGGGGAAUUUUUACAGGCUUUGGAGGCAGCUGAGACGGGUGGAAAUCAGUGGGCGUAUUUGCUUCCUCAAAUACAUGUGAAUUUGGGAAUUGCUCUUGAAGGUGAAGGUAUGGUUCUUAGUGCUUGUGAGCAUUACAGGGAGGCUGCUAUUUUAUGUCCAACACAUUAUAGGGCUUUGAAGCUUUUGGGUAGUGCUUUAUUUGGUGUAGGCGAGUUUAAGGCCGCAGUUAAGGCCUUAGAAGAGGCAAUUUACAUGAAAAAUGAUUAUGCGGAUGCCCAUUGUGAUUUGGCCUCAGCUCUGCAUGCUAUGGGGGAUGAUGAUAAUGCAAUUAAGGAAUUUCAAAAGGCUAUUGAUUUGAAACCCGGUCAUGUAGAUGCUCUGUAUAAUUUGGGUGGCCUUUACAUGGAUAUGGGCAGGUAUCAAAGAGCAUCUGAGAUGUACACCAGGGUGCUGGCUGUUUGGCCAAAUCACUGGAAAGCACAACUCAAUAAGGCUGUAUCAUUGCUAGGGGCUGGUGAAACUGAGGAAGCUAAAAAAGCUUUGAAGGAGGCUUUGAAGAUGACUAAUCGGGUCGAGUUGCAUGAUGCAGUCGCGCAUUUGAAACAGCUCCAAAAGAGGAGGUUGAAAGGUAAUGGGAAUGGUAAUGGGGAGGAGUCGUUCAUAAUUGUGGAACCAUCAAAGUUUAAGACUGUGGGGGAAAGGACUAUGUUAAGGCCAGAUUUAGCAAAUGCACUCGAUAUUAGGACUUUCCAGAAGGUUACCAGGCUAAACCGAUGUGAUGUGGACCUCAUUAAGAAGCAGAUCAAUGAAAGUGACGUUCCAGUCUCUUACUCUGGCAGUGGUUUACCUGAGAAAUCCAUGCGUAAGGCAGCACUAGAAGUGAUUCUUCGGAAGUUACUAAGUUUCUUGAAGCCUGAGACCUUUGUGGGAGCUGUGAAAGCAAUAAACCAGAAAAUCCUCUCCAUGUUGGAUGAAUCAGAGUCCGGUAGGGUGGAUUUGGGUUUGUUUUUUGCUGUCAUUGCCCCUUUAUGUGGAGGUACACCAGAUAGACGGAAAAGAGUGGCAUAUGAUGCACUUUUGUGGCGGCCUGUCAAUGAAGAAGGUAGCACGCAGAUAAAGAGAAGUGAUGCUCAAAGGUAUAUAAAGCUAUUGAGGGCCAUCUACAUACCUUCUCAAGGUGUCAGUGAAAUGCUCGAGAUUCAUGGAGAGGCAGAUGCAAGUCUUGUUACUUUAACAGAGUUCAUCACAAUGUUUGAUGAUCAAGAUUGGGGUUUCGGAAUUAUGUCAACCCUGUUAAAGCUAGAGACUGGGGACAGAAAUCGUCAUGGCAGGCAUAUUUGUGCAACUUGUAGGUAUCCCAUCAUCGGGUCGCGAUUUAAAGAAAUAAAAUCACACUUUAGUCUAUGCAGUCAAUGUUACAGUGAAGGAAAAGUUCCUCCCACCUGCAAGCUAGAAGAGUACAGAUUCAAGGAAUAUGCAAGUGAAGCAGAAGCAGUGAAAGAUAAAUGUCUGUGGUUCGGUCUUCAUUCCAAAAAUCCUUCCGGACAAACUUCUGGACCUUCUGCUGCCGUCCCUAGCUAGGUGGGUAAUACUAUUGUGGUUUUAAUAGAUUGGUUGUUCAGUGUGAGUUGAUUAGCUCGUGAAUGCAUUUAGUGGGUCUGUAACCUUGUACAAUAAAGUCCUGUCUGGUCAUAUAACCCUGAGUUCAUGUUAUGGCAGUCACUGUAUAGGUUCUUUUUCCUUUGUUGGCUUGUUUCUGACCUCUUACUAGGUACAUUGACAUUUCUCAACCAAAAUUUUUAUUGUAAAGAUGAUCACAUUCGUUUGCGUUCUGAUCGUAUGACAGGAUAUUGACCAUGAAUAGAGUUCAUUGCCCAGUUAGUACUGUUUGAUUAUGAGUGCUUAGUUUUCUUCUUUGUACCUAGACCUGAAAUCGGGUGGAAAAGGUUGUUUCUCCAAUUGCAGAGCAUGCUGCAGUUCAAAGAUGA
Oldenlandia corymbosa var. corymbosa is the source of this 3381-nucleotide messenger RNA. The record is from the annotation of a GenBank genome assembly. Lineage: Eukaryota; Viridiplantae; Streptophyta; Magnoliopsida; Gentianales; Rubiaceae.